GGCGGCGGGAGGAGGAGGAGGAGCAGGAGGAGGAAGUGGUUAGUAGCCCCGAGACUCGACCCGGAGAUGAGGCUGCUGCGACUAUUGCACUUGAGUGGGCGCCAGGCGAUCCUCGGGUCCGCAGAGGCUGCGCUCUGGGGUUUGAAGUCAAUAAAAGGAAGCUGCAACAAUUUUUGCACUGCUAUUUGUAAAGAUGUCACUUAUAUGGAACUUAAAAACCUCUUGAAGUCCAAAAAAAUUAUGUUAAUUGAUGUUAGAGAACCAUGGGAAAUUCUUGAGUAUGGAAAAAUCCCCGGGUCUGUCAAUAUACCAUUGGAUAACGUAGAUGAAGCUCUACAGAUGAACCCAAAAGACUUCAAAGAGAAGUACAAUGAAGUAAAGCCAUCCAAAUCUGACAGUCUAGUGUUUUCUUGUUUAGCCGGAGUGAGAAGCAAGAAGGCUAUGGACACAGCAAUAUCUCUGGGCUUUAACAGUGCUCAACACUAUGCUGGAGGAUGGAAGGAAUGGGCAACCUAUGAAUUUUCGGAGAAGAAACAAGGAAAUUGAAUUUUGGAAUACAAGCUGGCCCUUUCCUUGUGUACGUGCAGCCUAGGAUAGUGGAAUAAGCAAAAGAAUCAAAAUGUAGCCCUGGAACCACUGGUUAAUGGGAAGGGGAUUUUGUGUAAGUCAAUUAUUUGUUGAAUCUUUUUCUCACCUAUAAAUUGGGAAUACCACUUCUCCCUGCCUACUUCCAAAGGCUAAUGAGGCUUGCUGUAAUGUAUGUGACUUGCCAUGGAAACAUAAGGGUUGGGAUUCUAAAAAUUAAUUUUUAAAUAGUUUAGUAUAGUUCAAUAGUAUUCCAAAAGACCUGGUUACUUGUAUUACCUAAUCAUAAUGUGUGACCACUUCUGUUAAUAUAGUGUCUAUACUCUUCAAAGAGGCUAUGAACUAGACCAGUCGAUUAAGACUUCACCUUAAAACACCAAGAAUCUGGGGUGCAGAAAAGUAGGUGAAAUAUCAACAAUGAAAAUACAACAUUAGCAAUAUCCAAAGACUUAUGGCACUGUGACCAGCAUGGUAGUGAUAUAAUUUGCAGUUUAAAAAAGUAAUAUUAUCCAUGGGGAUAGUAAUCAGAACAGUGGUUGCUUCUGUUGAAGGAAGGAAAUUAACAGGAAAAUCAAGGAGGAAAAUUUCUAGGGUGAUGGAAGUGCUCUAUAUCUUGAUUGAGGUGUUGGUACAUAGGUAUAUACAUUUACCAAAACUCAUUGAACACUUUAAAACUAUACAUUACCUGUAAUUACAUCUCAAUUAAAAAUAAUGAAAAUUAAAAAAAGUUUAAAUGCAAAUGACUCCCACUAGCAUAUUUCUUUGGAAUGUUAAGUCCUGCACUUGUUAGUACACUAGUGCACUGGUGAGUGGUAAAACAAAUUUGUGCUUUCUUCCAUCCAUGUCUCUUCAGACCCAUCUGUUUUUACUCUCAUUUAUAUUGUCAUUCAGAACGUGUAAGGUCUGGCAAGUAAACUAUAAGGACUUGGUUUUGUCCUAAAUGACUUAUUAAGCCAUUGGAGAAUCUGUGGUAGGUAUGUGAUAUUAUCACCUUGAACUUCUAUUUCUGAUAUGUCAGUCUAGUUUCUAGCAAACUCCCUACAAGAACUAGAAAAGCUGGAAAAUACACAUAAUACAGACACACACACACACGCUUUUCAAUGUUGGUUCAUCCUCUACAGCUUUCCUUCUCCCAGGAUCGUGACUCUUCAAAUCCUCGCUGCCUUAGUAAUUCUGUCAUGCCUUUAAACAAAUUUUAUUUAUAUAUUUAUAUAAACAAAUAUUACUAGGGCAUAUAAUAUUAAGGAAGUGAGGAUCUGAAGAGCCACAAGCUCACAUAGAAGAAAAGCCAUAGAGAGUGAACCACCAUUGAAGUACUGGGCCCAACCAGGAAUAGGUAAAUACACCAGGGUAUAGAGUCUGGGGAAACACACCAGGCUUUUCCAGAAAGACAAAAAAUAUUCUAAAAGAAAGGAAAUACUAAAGAACACAACAUUAUCUAUGUAUAUGUAAUAUAUACUGAAUAUGAGUUUAACAAAAAUUAUGCAAUUAAAUUGGGAGGAUGAUGGGAGUGUAAGUCCCAGGGUAGAACAAGUUUGGGGGCGGGGAGGGGGUGGGAGCUGGAAGUGGAGAACAGGAGGUGUGUGAGAAAGUAAAAUCUUCAUCUUCCAUAGUAGGAAGUUAAGAGAUAAUAUUUACAAGUGAAAAAAAAAAAUCAAAAGAAAAAAAAAAGGAAACUGGAGGGUAAGCGGAGGAGGAGUAUAGUAAAGUGUUUAAGAGCCUGGGACCUGCAGCCCAGAUGCCCAGGUUUUAAUAAGAUUCUAAUCCAAGCUCUUGUCACUUACUUGACUUGUGACUGGGUAAGUUACUUAACCUUCUGUUCCUGAGUUUCCUCAUCUCUGAAAUGAUUGUUCUGAGAAUUAAAUGACUUCAUAAUGUAGAGAGCUUGGAAUAUACUUGUCACAUAAUAAGUGCUCAAUAAAUGCUAUAAUUAUAAGCUUGUUACUUGGAAGUGUGGAAGUAACACAACAGCAGAGAAAUGACUAAAAAUUGCUCUGGGGAGCAGGAAUAAGAAGCAGGGAAAAUGGGACUGGGACCUAACAUCUUCCUUAUGUCUUAUAGGAACACUGUCCAAAAGAAUUAUGAUGCAAGCCAUUAUGUGAUUUUUAGUUUUCUUACACUUAAGUAAAAUAGGUGAAAUUAAUUUUAAUAGUGUUUUAUUUAGUCCUAUGUAUCUAAAAAAUCAUCAUUUAAAACAUGUAAUCAAUAUAAACAAAUUAGAUAUUUUACAUUCUUUUGUUUUGUUACCAAGUAUUGAAAUCCAAUGUGUGUUUUUACAUUUAUAGCACAUUUCAAUUCAGACUAGCCACAUUUUUAGUGUUCAAUAGCCACAUGUGGCUAGUGGCUAUCUCACUGGACAGUGCAGCCUAUGGUAAUAUUUGAUGUUUAGAAAGAACACACAUCAUCAAUGGCUGCUAAAUCACAGAAAGAGACACCAGCCAUUAUAUGCCUCCUGAUAGGAGAUACUUUAUACAGUAGUCUAUAAUGGAAAAAAAAAAAUUUGAGCCUGAACCUGAUCAAGCUUUUGCAUUCAAUUACCAAUUUAUAGAAAUACAGAGAAGAAAAGAACAUGUUAAGUAGCACCUCAAGGAUACACUCAGCAAAAUACAUACGGUGGGAAAUUCUUAGUGGACAAGCAAACCAAAAUGGGGAAUUUUUUUAAUGAAAUAAAGGAGAAAUCCAUGAAUUUUAAGAUUUAAAGGAUUUAUCAAUGAAUUGCAUGUGUGGUCUUUAUUUAGAUCCUAAGUAGAAUUAUUUAAUAAUAUUUAUGAUAUUAAUGAGAUAACUGAAAAUGUAAACACUGGAUAUUUGAUAUUACAAAAUUAUUUUGACUAACUUUUUUGGGUACAGUCAGACUUCUAUCGGGUUUUUUGGGGGUUUUGUUUUGUUUUGUUUUUUAAAGAGCCAUUAUCUCUUAGGAUUACAUACUGAAAUAAUUAUGGACAAAAUGAUAUCUUGUAUUUGCUUCAAAAUAAUAUGCAUGUUGGAGGAAGUGGUGGGAGUUUAGAUGAAAUUGGCCAUGUGUCGAUAAUUGUUAAAGUUGAGUGAUAGGUAUAUGGAGGUUCAUUACAAUAUUUUAUCUACUCUUGUAUAUGUUGUGUUAAAUUUCCUACUUAAAUAAGAGGUUGAAAAUAAAACUACAAGGCAUAUGUAUUUUCAAAAUAAAAUUUUUUUAGAAAUAUAGGUAAGCUUAGAGGAAAAAUUAGGGUUGAGUCAAUGAUUAUAAUAUAUAAUCACUCUGCCCUUCCAACCCAAGCCCAAUCUUAAUUCCUUCAGACCUGAGGAGAGCUUUUUUUUCUUAUUUCAUAAGCCUAGGAGACCUACUUCUGUCAUUGGUACUGACUUUAUAAUCUCUCUUUCCAGCUUAUGUGAUACUAUCCACAAGGAAGCAGAACUCUAAAAGUCUGGUUACAAACCAUUUGAAAUUAAUUACCCACUUGAUAAACUAUGAAGGCUUUAAUACUUAUCCAAAGGAAGAAAGACUCAGAAGACAACAUAAGGCAGAUUCAAAAAGAUAAAUUCAAGACAUUAGUCAAUAUAGCUGGAGAAUUUACUUUUAUUCUUGCAGUUUUAUACUAGGAAGUCAACAUUUAAUAAUCCAUUGUUCACAAUUGAUUUAUAAAAAAUUUUAAUCCUUAAAUUGUACAUCAAUAUCCUAUGAUUCCAAAUCUUAUUUAUCACUCUCCUUCAAGUCUGAAGAAAAUGAUCACGUAAUUUAUUAACUUCCACAGACAGCACAGUCCCACUGACAUAACAUUUAGUCUGAAGUCCUACACUCAUAUGAGAAUUAAGAAUAGCCAGUAUCAAACUGGCCUGCAACCUGAUUGUGUUCCUGGCUCAGGAUACCUGUAGUAAAUUUGUAAGUCCACACUAAGACACAAAAAUAAACUAGGGUGUGUAUGUCAUAUAAAAAACUUUUCACAGUAGAGUAAAAAUAACAUUAAAAUGUUACCAAAUUUCACUAUUACGGUGUUUUAUCCAAUUAGCUUUCAAAAUGCCUGAUUAACUGAAUUAAAUGCAAAUAACUUUGUAUAGGAUUUUUUUUUUAUGUUUGCCCAGCAUUUCAAAAUGGUUAUGGAAUAUAACUUUUAAAAUGUCAAAAUAUGCUAUACAUAUUGCACUUUUCUGCUAGGCUGGGCUAGUAUCCUCCAUGGCAAGAUACCAAAACUACUGAAUAAAAUACGCUUUAAAAUCAA
This is a messenger RNA of Balaenoptera ricei (Rice's whale), 4781 nucleotides long. It is a transcript of the gene TSTD3, whose product is annotated as thiosulfate sulfurtransferase like domain containing 3. Gene Ontology annotation, cellular component: mitochondrion. Lineage: Eukaryota; Metazoa; Chordata; Mammalia; Artiodactyla; Balaenopteridae. The transcript is spliced from 4 exons. Gene Ontology annotation, molecular function: thiosulfate-cyanide sulfurtransferase activity. The record is from RefSeq and is a predicted model, not a curated record. Bases 67 to 546 code for a protein of 159 amino acids.